AAGAUGGAACAUAGCAGGUUUCUGUCUGGCCUGAUACUGGCUGCGUUUCUCUCCCGAGUGAGCCCCUAUGAGGUAGAAAUGGAGGAACUUGAGGACAAAGUGUUUGUGAGUUGCAAUACCAGCAUCAUAUGGCUACAAGGAACAGAAGGAGAACUACUUUCAGAUAAAAAAAUAGACCUGGGAAAACGCAUCCUGGAUCCAAGAGGAUUAUAUAAGUGCAAUGCGCCAAAAGAACAAGACAGCAACAGCAAAAUAUUUCUGCAAGUAUAUUAUCGAAUGUGCCAGAACUGCGUGGAGCUGGACUCAGCUACCCUGGCAGGCAUCAUUGUCACCGACAUCAUCGCCACUCUGCUCCUCGCUUUGGGAGUCUACUGCUUUGCUGGACACGAGAUGGGAAGGUUCUCUAGGGCUGCUGACACUCAAGAUUUGUUGAGGAAUGACCAGCUCUAUCAGCCCCUUCGAGAUCGGAAUGAUGGUCAGUACAGUCGUCUUGGUGAGAACUGGGCUCGGAACAAGUAAACCUGUGACUGGUGGCUUCUAGGUGCAUCUGUUACCGACUCAACUUCUCUCCUUGCUCAGCUGAGAAAGAUGUCCUCCUUCAGUUGGCAGGUGCCUGGAUUUUGAAGGAUCCUGGGUGAGGCAUGGGAGUGGUCCUGACUUGGCUGAGCCUUUGCCCUCCCUGCCCACCUGUGUCCUUCUUUCUUCGCUUCCCUUUCUCUGCCCCACAUGGACGGUAUGAUGGGCAGUGUCUCACCAUAU
Molecule: messenger RNA, 759 nt
Organism: Sus scrofa (pig)
Lineage: Eukaryota; Metazoa; Chordata; Mammalia; Artiodactyla; Suidae
Gene: CD3D
Product: CD3 delta subunit of T-cell receptor complex
Biological process (GO): cell surface receptor signaling pathway; positive thymic T cell selection
Cellular component (GO): external side of plasma membrane; alpha-beta T cell receptor complex; membrane
Molecular function (GO): transmembrane signaling receptor activity
Source: RefSeq, marked provisional